AUGGACUAUGUCAGUUUUGAGUCUGUGCAGCAGUGUGGUAUUGCUGCGUUCCACCUGCGACACGAGCUGUGGGGGGGGCUCAAGGCGGUGCUGCAGCUGCUGCCUCUGGCAUCCGACACCAGCGUGGGCGAGGCUGCUCAGAUGCGCUUUCUGCAGAAACACAUGCACGCCUCCUUCCACCCCAUGAGUAUGCCUCCCUGCAGCACCACAUGCACGCCUCCUACCACCCCCAUGACUAUGCUGCUCAUGCCGCCCUGCUGCUGCGCACUGAUGCCGCAGGGGAUCAGUGCGGGUGGGGGAGGUGAUGGGGGUGAUGGGGGUGAAGGAUUGGGGGAGGUGAGGGAGGGGGAGCUCUGGGUUGCACAGAGCGGGCGGAUUAGCAUGGCAGGGCGGCCGGAGAUUGCGGUGGAGCGCUUUUCAGAAUGGUGGGGGCGGAUGCAGAGGGAUCCGAGUGGGCAGCACGUGGUGGUGCUGCAGCUGGGGGAGGAGGGGCGGCUGCUGUGGGACAAUGGGUGCGCGUGGGCGUUCGUGCGAGCAAUGGAGGGGCGGCAGUUUGGAUACCACAAUAUCAUGUUCAGCUGGAUCGAUACACCUGCAAACAACUUUCCCCCGCCUGUUAAUGAAAACACGAUUCGAGAUGCCUACCAGCUACAGCUCUUUGCCUCCAACGCCUCCCACCUGCCCUCCUGGUGCUUCAGCCAAGACCAAUCAGAGGAGGAGCAAGCAGGACAGGAGGAGCAAGAACAACUUAGGAGAGAGAGCAUGGGAGAGAGGGAAGAGAGGGAAUGGGAGCAUGGCAGGGAGCAGGUAGGGGAGAGGGCAUGGUGUCAGCUGCUGGGCAAGUGGCGCUUCGACCUGCCUGGCUUUAACUCCAUCCCUCUCUACGCACGCAUGAACGAACGAUGCCCCACCCUCCCCCCAAAUUACCGCAUCAUCCUAUCCGCAGCGCAUCAUCCUAUCCGCAGCGCAUCAUCCUAUCCGCAGCGCAUCAUCCUAUCCGCAGCGCAUCAUCCUAUCCGCAGCGCAUCAUCCUAUCCGCAGCGCAUCAUCCUAUCCGCAGCGCGUCAACUUAUCCGUUCACCAGUCCACUCCCGCCUCCUCUUCCUUCAUUCAAUCCUCUCCUCACUGCCUUUCCGCCUUGCUCUUCCGCCUCCCCGGUCCACACUCGCUCUUCCUCCACACCUGCCAUAUGCUCCAUUCCCCAAGCCAUAUGCUCCAUUCCCCAAGCCAUAUGCUCCAUUCCCCAAGCCCCAUGCUCCAUUCCCCAAGCCAUAUGCUCCAUUCCCCAAGCCAUAUGCUCCAUUCCCCAAGCCAUAUGCUCCAUUCCCCAAGCCAUAUGCUCCAUUCCCCAAGCCAUAUGCUCCAUUCCCCAAGCCAUAUGCUCCAUUCCCCAAGCCAUAUGCUCCAUUCCCCAAGCCAUAUGCUCCAUUCCCCAAGCCAUAUGCUCCAUUCCCCAAGCCAUAUGCUCCAUUCCCCAAGCCAUAUGCUCCAUUCCCCAAGCCAUAUGCUCCAUUCCCCAAGCCCCAUGCUCCAUUCCCCAAGCCAUAUGCUCCAUUCCCCAAGCCAUAUGCUCCAUUCCCCAAGCCAUAUGCUCCAUUCCCCAAGCCAUAUGCUCCAUUCCCCAAGCCAUAUGCUCCAUUCCCCAAGCCAUAUGCUCCAUUCCCCAAGCCAUAUGCUCCAUUCCCCAAGCCAUAUGCUCCAUUCCCCAAGCCAUAUGCUCCAUUCCCCAAGCCAUAUGCUCCAUUCCCCAAGCCAUAUGCUCCAUUCCCCAAGCCAUAUGCUCCAUUCCCCAAGCCAUAUGCUCCAUUCCCCAAGCCAUAUGCUCCAUUCCCCAAGCCAUAUGCUCCAUUCCUCAAGCCAUAUGCUCCAUUCCCCAAGCCAUAUGCUCCAUUCCCCAAGCCAUAUGCUCCAUUCCCCAAGCCAUAUGCUCCAUUCCCCAAGCCAUAUGCUCCAUUCCCCAAGCCAUAUGCUCCAUUCCCCAAGCCAUAUGCUCCAUUCCCCAAGCCAUAUGCUCCAUUCCCCAAGCCAUAUGCUCCAUUCCCCAAGCCAUAUGCUCCAUUCCCCAAGCCAUAUGCUCCAUUCCCCAAGCCAUAUGCUCCAUUCCCCAAGCCAUAUGCUCCAUUCCCCAAGCCAUAUGCUCCAUUCCCCAAGCCAUAUGCUCCAUUCCCCAAGCCAUAUGCUCCAUUCCCCAAGCCAUAUGCUCCAUUCCCCAAGCCAUAUGCUCCAUUCCCCAUGCCCCAUGCUCCAUUCCCCAAGCCAUAUGCUCCAUUCCCCAAGCCAUAUGCUCCAUUCCCCAAGCCAUAUGCUCCAUUCCCCAAGCCAUAUGCUCCAUUCCCCAAGCCAUAUGCUCCAUUCCCCAAGCCAUAUGCUCCAUUCCCCAAGCCAUAUGCUCCAUUCCCCAAGCCAUAUGCUCCAUUCCCCAAGCCAUAUGCUCCAUUCCCCAUGCCCCAUGCUCCAUUCCCCAAGCCAUAUGCUCCAUUCCCCAAGCCAUAUGCUCCAUUCCCCAAGCCAUAUGCUCCAUUCCCCAAGCCAUAUGCUCCAUUCCCCAAGCCAUAUGCUCCAUUCCCCAAGCCAUAUGCUCCAUUCCCCAAGCCAUAUGCUCCAUUCCCCAAGCCAUAUGCUCCAUUCCCCAAGCCAUAUGCUCCAUUCCCCAAGCCAUAUGCUCCAUUCCCCAAGCCAUAUGCUCCAUUCCCCAAGCCAUAUGCUCCAUUCCCCAAGCCAUAUGCUCCAUUCCCCAAGCCAUAUGCUCCAUUCCCCAUGCCCCAUGCUCCAUUCCCCAAGCCAUAUGCUCCAUUCCCCAAGCCAUAUGCUCCAUUCCCCAAGCCAUAUGCUCCAUUCCCCAAGCCAUAUGCUCCAUUCCCCAAGCCAUAUGCUCCAUUCCCCAAGCCAUAUGCUCCAUUCCCCAAGCCAUAUGCUCCAUUCCCCAAGCCAUAUGCUCCAUUCCCCAAGCCAUAUGCUCCAUUCCCCAAGCCAUAUGCUCCAUUCCCCAAGCCAUAUGCUCCAUUCCCCAAGCCAUAUGCUCCAUUCCCCAAGCCAUAUGCUCCAUUCCCCAAGCCAUAUGCUCCAUUCCCCAAGCCAUAUGCUCCAUUCCCCAAGCCAUAUGCUCCAUUCCCCAAGCCAUAUGCUCCAUUCCCCAAGCCAUAUGCUCCAUUCCCCAAGCCAUAUGCUCCAUUCCCCAAGCCAUAUGCUCCAUUCCCCAAGCCAUAUGCUCCAUUCCCCAAGCCAUAUGCUCCAUUCCCCAAGCCAUAUGCUCCAUUCCCCAAGCCAUAUGCUCCAUUCCCCAAGCCAUAUGCUCCAUUCCCCAAGCCAUAUGCUCCAUUCCCCAAGCCAUAUGCUCCAUUCCCCAAGCCAUAUGCUCCAUUCCCCAAGCCAUAUGCUCCAUUCCCCAAGCCAUAUGCUCCAUUCCCCAUGUCCCAUGCUCCAUUCCUCAUUUACCAUGCUCCUUUGAUUUUGGCGGUCCCAUUCCAGAUGCCCUUUGGAACCUCACAGCUCUCACACUACUGUACGCCAGAGAAUGGCAUGAUCUGGAAUGGCAUGAUCUGGAAUGGCAUGAUCUGGAAUGGCAUGCUCUGGAAUGGCAUGAUCUGGAAUGGCAUGCUCUGGAAUGGCAUGCUCUGGAAUGGCAUGCUCUGGAAUGGCAUGCUCUGGAAUGGCAUGCUCUGGAAUGGCAUGCUCUGGAAUGGCAUGCUCUGGAAUGGCAUGCUAUGGAAUGGCAUGCUCUGGAAUGGCAUGCACUGGAGGAAUGAAUGCCAUGCACUGGAGGAAUGCCAUGCACUGUCAUACACGGUGCCGUUGCCAUGGAUGUUCCUUGUUCUGUGCAUGUGA
Messenger RNA from Closterium sp. Naga37s-1, 3825 nucleotides. The record is from the annotation of a GenBank genome assembly. Lineage: Eukaryota; Viridiplantae; Streptophyta; Zygnematophyceae; Desmidiales; Closteriaceae.